This is a messenger RNA of Arabidopsis lyrata subsp. lyrata, 603 nucleotides long. RefSeq names its product defensin-like protein 226. NCBI's taxonomy places the organism in Eukaryota, Viridiplantae, Streptophyta, Magnoliopsida, Brassicales, Brassicaceae. The record is from RefSeq and is a predicted model, not a curated record. The coding region runs from base 251 to 526 and encodes 91 amino acids. The transcript has 2 exons. Gene Ontology annotation, biological process: signal transduction.
UUUUUUUGGAUGUGAAUAGAUUAGAAAAUUAAAUUUCGCAUAGGGAAACUUUUCAAAAAAUAAACGAACGAUUCCAUUGGUUUCGUAGACUUGGCUCCAUCUUUAUUUUUUAUUUGUUCCCCUAAUUAAUAGCAAUCUAAUUUUAUUGUGUGUUGAGUAUAUUUAUUAUGAGUGUUUGUUGACAAAAAAUAAAUUUAAACUAAAAAUAUUUGCUACUAAAGGAGACGAUCAAUUUAUCAUUUUCUGAGUCAUGAAAUGCGGUGUAUUGUUUAUGGUUUCUUGUCUUCUCACAUUCCUCGUUCUCAACCAUAUUAGAGUGGUGGAAUCCAAAACAAAAUGGGGAUGCGACAUGAACAGGCCUUUUCCUGGACAGUGCGGACCUAAUGGAAAGAAUACAUGUAUAAGCGACAUAAAAAAAAUACAUGGUGCGCCAAAAGAUCUUGUCGCACGUUGCGAAUGUUCUCAACGUUUUGUUUGGAAGGGUAACCCUCCCGAGCGUUUAUGUAAAUGUCAAUAUGAUUGUUAAGUUUUACUAUAUCACCAUAACCAAAAUCUCUUUACUAAUAAAUAAGAGAAAAGCUCUAAAGAGGUUUUGAUGAGAUA